AUGCCAAAGGUGAAACGUUUCAAGAAUCCACGGAAGUUUGCUAAUGGACAUGCUUCAUCAUCAACUACUUCAGCGGCACUCCCAGAUGCUUCAACAAUUCCCUUGCAAGCUCACGAAGUCCCACAACAAGAACAAGCUCCAAUUCUCCUACAAGAAGAACAAGCUCCAAUUCCACCGCAACAAGCACAAGUUCCAAUUCUGCCUUCUAAUUCAAGUGUAACAUCUAUGAGCCGACGUAUAUAUUCAAAAUAUUGGAAUGUAGAUGCAAGAUGUGAAGCACAAGGAUUGCUCGCUGUAUAUUGUGGAUCAUUGGCUGUUGAUUGUAAUUUGUUCCCGAUUAGUUUUGAGAGGUGGUCAGGGCCAUUAGGCAUGCCUAAGAAGUACAUGGAAGACUGCUUUGAAACAAUAUUGAAGGUAAGUGAGUCCAGUGCAUACAGAUAUUGCAAUGCUAGUAUUUCAAAGAAGUGGUCUACACAUAGGCAGAGGUUGUGGAAUGAAUAUUUUGACCCAGCCAAAAGCAAAAAUGAGAUUCUAAGUAAUGUGCCACCAUCAACAAUGCUUUGUAGAGGAAAUAAGGAAAUUCAGAGGAUGCAAAAAAUGUCACACACUGGUGAUUCAAAAGCUAACUCGAGAAGACGAUAUGAGUUGUUUCUGAAAACUGGAAAAACUCAUAGUCGGGGAAAAAUGUUUAUUGAAACUCAUAAGAGAAGGAAUGGAUCAUUUGUGAAUGAUGAGGCACGAAUUAUAGGGAUGUUAGGGACAGAGCACUCCGGGAGAGUAAGAUGUAUGGGUAUGGGAGCAGCUCCUUCAAACACAUUCUUGAAUACCAAACGACUUAGUGAGCUGAGCAUUUCUUCAUCUAGCUAUGGUGCAUCAUCCACAAAUUCUACCUAUUUACAUCAAAAGGUCGCGCAUUUGGAGUCCCAAUUAGAAGGAACCUUGACUGCGCUGAAGGAUUACAUGAUAUCAAAGGAUGGUAGGGUUCCUGAAGAGUUUGCUAGUUUGUUUUCUCCUCAUUCACAGCCUGCUGAUGCGGAGAAUGACCAUGUUUCACCAGUGGAUAUAAGGGGAUCAUUGGUCGAUAACAACACAAAUCACCAAUCAAAUGCUUAA
This is a messenger RNA of Solanum dulcamara, 1113 nucleotides long. RefSeq lists its product as uncharacterized. The transcript is spliced from 7 exons. Bases 1 to 1113 code for a protein of 370 amino acids. The record is from RefSeq and is a predicted model, not a curated record. NCBI's taxonomy places the organism in Eukaryota, Viridiplantae, Streptophyta, Magnoliopsida, Solanales, Solanaceae.